Messenger RNA from Brassicogethes aeneus, 2643 nucleotides. Lineage: Eukaryota; Metazoa; Arthropoda; Insecta; Coleoptera; Nitidulidae. The record is from the annotation of a GenBank genome assembly.
AUGUCAAUAAACAUUCAAAAUGUGAAAAUAUUGCAAACUUUGAGAGUACACACCAGCGAUGUUUCAACCUGUGAUUUGGCACCAAAUUUUACACUAGUUACUGGAUCAAGUGAUAAGACUGUUAGGAUAUGGGACUGGGUACCUGGUUCUGGUUACGUUCAAAGAGUAACGUCACCGUUAAGGGCGCACAAGUACCAAGUAACAUGCGUAAGAAUAUCACCACAAGGUUCCCUGUUUGCCAGCGCGUCCGUGGAUGGUACCGCUGUUCUUUGGAACCUGCAUUUCUCCAAAAAACUCUUCACCAUGACGCAGGUCAAUGGAGAUUCUAUAAGAGUUUGCAGUUUUGCACCAGAUAGUUCAAUACUGGUCACUGCAGGAGAUAAUGGAGCAAUAUGUGUUUGGGAUUUAGUUCACAAAAGCCUUAUAAGAACACUUAUUCAACACGAAGGUACUACCCAGUCGUUAGCAUUUACACCAGACUCUCAGUACUUAGUAAGCGCCUGCACCCUGCAGGUGGUACGAGUAUGGUACGUCCAAGACCUGGUGGACACCACCAAUGACACCAAUUGUACAUCUGUUGCUAAACUGGACAACGCCCUCGACAUGGGAGUUUUCUGUAUUGAUGUGUCCAAACACGUCAAAAUAGAUGAAAAUAGUCCUUUAAUAAAACACUACAAACUGGCAAUCUGUGGCAACAGCAACGAAAUCAAAAUUUGGACCAUCACAUCGAAAUCCUUUUCAAAAACAAAACUCUCGACAGCGAACGAAGUAAGCUUAGAUUACUACGACACCUACGAUGGUCACAGUUCCUCUGUGACUUGUAUAAAAUAUAGCAAUAACGGCGCCUACUUGAUAUCGUCCAGUUUGGAUAAGUUGGUGAAAAUAUGGAAUGCGGAGGAUGGAAGAUGUAUGGCAACUUUGCAAGGACAUUCCAGAUACGUUAAUUGCACUGCUAUUUCGAAGGAUUCAUCAUUAAUAGUAUCUGGUUCCACAGGUUCAAACGACAAAAUGUUGAUAAUCUGGAACAUCAACGGGACUUUAACCACAGAUUCUGAAUUAUUUCAUCAAGAAAUAUCGGUAAGCAACCUGAUUGGGCAACCUCAAGAGCUACAAAUGGUGCAGUUUUCUGAAACCGGCGAUAACGAGGCCAAAUUAAUCGAAAAAAUCGAUGACAUUGCUGAUGGGGCCAUUAACAGCUGCUGCUUUUUCGGCAAUGAUGUUCUGGCUACAGGCUCUGGAGAUAAACUUGUAAAACUAUUCAAUGUGGUCGAAGAAAACAACAACAUAGAAGAAGUGAGCUGGUCGCCACUAGAAGGUCACACUUAUGCCAUUAAUCAUGUAGAAUUCUCCAAAGAUGGUAACAUGUUGGCUUCUUGUUCUUUGGACGGCUGUACAACAUUAUGGAAUCCAGCGACGGGCGAAAAAAUCAUAUCUGUGCCUAUAAACAGCAUGUCUGUUAAGGUGUGCAGAUUUUCACCUGACUGCCAAUUACUGAUCACUGCAGGGGAUGAUGAUAAAGCUACUGUAUGGAACUCGGAAACUAUGGAGGAAAUAUCGACUCUUGAUGGCCAUUUGGAUGCCGUAACGUCUGCAGCAUUUUCCCCGGACGGUUGCGUUAUAGCAACCAUGUCUAUCAACGCCGACUUUAGAGUUUGGUCGGUGUGCGAUUUUAAAUGUUUGCACGUCCAAGAGGAUGCUCACGAUUUCGGUAUACAGAGCUGCGAUUUUUCCGAUAACUUGGAACCAAUUCCAAUGAACUUGGUGGACGUGCAAUCCUAUUUGUUAGCCACUUGCGGAAAUGAUAGCCUGGUAAAGUUGUGGCGAAUAUCAAUACCAAAACAAAAUAAUAAGUUGCAUUAUGAAGAUAUCGAAGUAAAGGUUUGGCGUACGUUCAUGGGGCAUGGUGGUAAUGUCAUAUGUGUUAGAUUUUCACCUAAUGUGGGUGAAAUAGUUGGUUCUACCGCUACAGAUCGCCAGGCUAGAAUAUGGUCUGUAUACAGUACCGAGUGUCUACAUGUUUUGGACCACGAUUCAAUAGUAGUAACAUGCGCUUUUAACGGGGACUGUUCACUUUUGGCAGUUGGAUGUCUAGAUAAAACUUUAUGGCUCUGGAAAUUACCCCAACAAUUGGUGUUUCAAACUGCAGUAGCCAACAAAUUAAAAUGCAGAACCAAGGCUAUUAUAGACUGGACUUCAAAUGACGUAGUAAAAUGGUUAAAAGACAUAGACAUGGAAGAUAUUAUUGUGAAUGCUCGAAAUAGUGCGCUAGACGGUAUAAAAUUAGUCAGUCUUUCAAUGGAAAAUAUUUGCUCUGGAAUGGGACUAGACGAAAAUCAAACAUCAAAAAUGCUCAAAGAAAUAAAAUGGCUGCGCAAAGCGGAACUCCACAUAGAAAAACCGGAAAACACGGAUAUUCCGCACGAGUUUUUGUGCCCCAUUACUCAUGAGAUCAUGAGGGAGCCAGUGUCUUGUAGCGACGGUUACACGUAUGAAAAAAAUGCGAUCGCCGAAUGGUUUAUUUCGGGUAAAUUCACCAGCCCCAUGACCAACGAAAAAUUAACCAAUACGAAUUACGCGUUCAAUUUGGAAUUGAGGAACGCGAUUUAUUCGUUCUUGGAUAGCGAAGAUCAGCAGGAAGAAUAA